UUUCAGUUGCGGUUUUAUACACGUUUAUUACCUUUCACUCGGGCUGUCCUGGCAUUUACACACAUCAUGAAGCCAAUAUCAAUCGUCGCCCCCCUGCUCGUUGCAGCAACAGCAGUUCAAGCGGUUAGAAUGGAUUUUUAUGGCCCGACCAAAAGAGUCAACCCACAAUUCGAAGCGUACUUGAAAAAGUAAAUCUCUUCCCCUUCCCCUUCCCCCAAACUACCAACUAUAACAGCUAAUAAAUGCAGCUUCUACGAAAACAUGGAGAACCCAGAUUCUACAUCCACUUACACGGAUCUUUAUGCCAAAGACGGACAGUCGGUUAUGGGCUCACCCCCCGAGAUAGCCACCGGUGCUAUAGACAUCCUCCAACAGAAGCAAAAGUUGCUACGCCCGGGGGGUAGCAAAUCGUGGUGGUAUAUCGUCUAUGGCGGGUUUGUCGAUGAACUUACGGAAGAGGAGACGACAAUAGCGGUCUUUAUCGUACUUCAAACCACGGAUCGUACUAAUCCAGCACCGGUCUGCACGGAGACUUAUGGUGUGGCGUACUGGACCUUCGAGGCGUUCCCCAUAGCAGGUGCAUCGGGAUUGAAGAAAUACAAUCUCACUGAAAAGGCGUUUGAGUCGCCGUCAAAGUAUCCAUGCGGGACCAUGUUUCAGGGAACGGCGGGGGGAUAGUCUCAUAAACACUGAAAGUUAUUGUAGUAAUCGGAAUACAAAAUAACAUUUUUAAAUAGGAUAAAC
Hymenoscyphus albidus is the source of this 744-nucleotide messenger RNA. The record is from the annotation of a GenBank genome assembly. Lineage: Eukaryota; Fungi; Ascomycota; Leotiomycetes; Helotiales; Helotiaceae.